CCCAGCCCGGGCUCCUGCCACCGAGCCACGCUUCCCGAGUACGGCGAUCAUCAUCGUCAUUAUUAUUACAGCUCAGCCAGAGCGGCAGCCUUCGGAGCGGUUUCCAGUCAGAGGGGCUUUGAAGGGACCCGGGAUGCCCAAAGGGAAGAGCGAAGGAUCGCCGGUGCGGUUCAACCUCGAUUUUCGUCCGCUUGGGAAGAGAGGAUUGUCGAGAGGCGGCAUCGUCGGCGUCGCCUUUACCGUCGCCGUCGACCGUCCUGGUGCCGAGCAGCGGGUUUUAGGGUGAAUUGACAGAUGAAGGCUAAGAAUCUAUGCGGUAGCGGAGUCGUCUUCUGAAGGACGUGGAACCGAGUCGCCGGACGAGCGAUGGAAGCGGUCCGGGAACUCCGGAGAGCUCCGCCCGAGCGCUUGGAGUGCGACCACUGCAGUUUCAAGGGCACGGACUACGAGAACGUCCAGAUCCACAUGGGCACCAUUCACCCGGAGUACUGUGAUGAGAUGGAUGCCGGCGGGUUAGGUAAAAUCAUAUUUUAUCAGAAGAGCGCCAAGCUUUUUCACUGCCACAAAUGCUUCUUCACCAGCAAGAUGUACUGUAACGUGUAUCAUCACAUCACCUCUCAACACGCGGUGCCAGAGAAGUGGAACGACCAGAAUACUCAGUUGAACGCUGGGACGGAUUCCCUGAAAGCUCCCCGUUUUCCCGAGACCCCCCAGACAACUCCCCUUUCCCCCGAGGUACCGAAGCCCGCGCCGCUGGCUUCGGCCGAACCCCCGAGACCCGGCCCGCCCCUGAGUCCCGAACCGCCCAGACCCGCCCCCGUCGCCUCUCCGGAGCCUCAGAGACCGCCGCCCGUCGCCUCCCCCGAGCCGCUGAGAUCCGUCCCCGUCGCCCCCGAACCGCAGAAACCUGUCCCCGCCUCUCCUCCGGAGCCCCAGAGACUUACCCCCGUCGUCGUCUCUCCGGAGCCCCAGAGACCGGCCCCGGUGACCGCGGAGCCCCCGAAGCCCGCCCUCGUGAGCCCCAAGCCCCAGAGAGUCCCCCUUUUCCCGGAGCCCCCGAAACCGGCUCCGGCUUCCUCCCCCGAGUCCCCGGGACCGGUUCCGGCCGCUUCUCCGGAGCCCUGGGGCCCGUCCCCGGCUUCGUCCCCCGAGCCUCGGAAACCCGCCCCGGCCGCGUCUCCCGAGCCGCGGAAGCCCUCGCCGGCCGUCUCUCCCGAGCCCCGGAAACCGUCCCCGGCCGGGUCUCCCGAGCCCAGGAGGCCGGCUCCGGCCGUGUCCCCGGGGCCCUGGAGGCCCGUGCCCUCCGUCUCACCUCGGCCCUGGAAGGCCGCUCCGUCGGGGCCCCCCGGCUCUUGGAAACCGACUCCGUCUGCGGCGCCUGGACCGUGGAAGUCGGCGCCGUCUGUGUCCCCCGGGUCCUGGAAGGCCGCCCCAGCCGGGACCUGGAAGUCCGCGCCGUCCGCCUCCCCCGGAUCCUGGAAAUCUCCGCCGGUGUCUCCGGAGCCCUGGAAGUCUUCCCCCGCGGGCUCUCCGGAGUCCCGGAAACCUGGGCCGCCCGAGCUCCGCAAAGGAUGCCCUACGCCGGGCCCCCCGGCCUCCCCCGAGCCGCGGAAGCCGGGACCCCCCGCGUCCCCCGAGCCGCGGAAGCCGGGUCCCCCGGCCUCCCCCGAGCUCCGGAAACCCGUCCCCGCGGUGUCCCCAGAGCUCCGGAAACCCCCGGUGUCCCCGGAACUCUGGAAGCUUCCUCCCGACCAACGCAAAUCUCCGGGCUCCGGGGACCCUUGGAAAACCGGCUCCAACGAUUUCCCCGAACCCCCCAAACCCGCUCCCGCCGUUCCUCCCGAGGUCCGGAAGGCUUCCCUCUUCCUCGAGCCCCAGAAACCCCUCGUCUUCCCCGAGUCGCGGAAGCCGUGCGCCCCGGCUUCGUCCGAACCCCCGAAAGCGGUCUCGGAGAUGCGGAGGCCAACCCCCUCGGCCGACCUCGAGGCUCGCAAACCCUCCCUCUUCCCCGAGCCGUCCCCCAAACCGGCCCCGCCCGUCUCCCCCGAGCCCCGGAAGCGUCCUCUCUUCCCGGAGGCCCGGAAGCAUGCCCCGUUCCCCGACCUCCUGAAGUCGGCUCCUCUUUUCCCGGAGCCCCAGCCGUCCGCGGAUCCCGGCGACGGCGAGCCCCGGAAGGAGAGCGCGGAAGACGGAGGGGACGGGACGCUCCUCGAGGAAGAGCGGCCGGGCGGGGCCGGGAGGGCCGCGGACCACCCGGUGCCGCCGAGCCCCAAGAAGCCCAGGACGGACGACCCGGAGAGCUCCGAGGCCGAACUGGGCGACGGGGGGAGGGCGAUGGAUCCGGAGGCCGCCGACCUCAAGAGCCGGGAGACCCGGAGCGACCGAGAGCCCGCCGACCCGGAAUCCGGCGAUUCGAGGAGAGAGAGCAGAGCGGAGGAGGCCGCUCCCGAGCAGCCGAGAAACAUACUGCAGUUCACGGAAGAGAAGGAGGCGUUCAUCUCCGAGGAGGAGAUAGCCAAAUACAUGAAACGGGGAAAGGGAAAAUAUUUUUGCAAGAUCUGUUGCUGCCGGGCUAUGAAGAAGGGGGCCGUGCUGCACCAUUUGGUUAACAAACAUAACGUUCACAGCCCGUAUAAAUGCACCAUCUGCGGGAAGGCCUUUCUCCUGGAGUCCCUUCUCAAGAAUCACGUGGCGGCCCACGGUCAGAGCCUGCUGAAGUGCCCUCGCUGUAGUUUUGAAUCCAAUUUCCCCAGAGGCUUCAAGAAACAUUUAACCCACUGCCAGAGCCGUCACAGCGAAGAGGCCGGGAAAAGGGCCGCGGAGACCGUCGAGCCGUCCGAAGGGCAGACUUGAUUUUUUUUUCUUUUUUCUUCUUCCUUUUUGAAAGUCGAUCAUCCUGCUCCAGAAGCGUGGCGGUUGUCCAAGCUCCCGAAGGUUCGUCUAUAAGUUAGCUAAUUAAAUAGCUUUAGUUGUCUCGGUAGACGUCAGAAGGUGUAUAGCCGUCGUGUCGUGUUUAAUCUGUCUCGGUAGUGUUAGAGAAAACCAACUUUUGAAAGUUGUUUUGUUUUUUUUGUUUUUUACAACAUCCGUUCGUGUCCUAUCUUAAAACCAAUAAAUACAUACUGGGUAUGCCAAA
This is a messenger RNA of Ornithorhynchus anatinus (platypus), 3136 nucleotides long. RefSeq names its product chromosome alignment maintaining phosphoprotein 1 (gene CHAMP1). The transcript is spliced from 4 exons. NCBI's taxonomy places the organism in Eukaryota, Metazoa, Chordata, Mammalia, Monotremata, Ornithorhynchidae. Gene Ontology annotation, cellular component: nucleoplasm; spindle. The coding region runs from base 367 to 2853 and encodes 828 amino acids. The record is from RefSeq and is a predicted model, not a curated record. Gene Ontology annotation, biological process: protein localization to kinetochore; protein localization to microtubule; sister chromatid biorientation.